Molecule: messenger RNA, 5245 nt
Organism: Hyla sarda
Lineage: Eukaryota; Metazoa; Chordata; Amphibia; Anura; Hylidae
Exons: 10
Coding region: 353-4657 (1434 amino acids)
Biological process (GO): protein ubiquitination
Molecular function (GO): zinc ion binding; ubiquitin-protein transferase activity; protein binding
Source: RefSeq, a predicted model, not a curated record
GCUACCACACAGGCGCGCUCACUUUAGGUCACAUGACCAGCAGAUAGCCUAUGAGGUUAUGGCUGAUUUUCACUUUCACUUUACCUCAGAAGGAGACGCGGAGAGUCCGCUAUCUUGAAAGACCUUUCUCCCUCAUCCAGAGCAGGAGAAGCUGCGUCUGCUACUGUGUAAUCCCAGGAGACCAAGGUGAACAGGAACCACCGUACCGAAUACAGCUACCGAUCCUCGGCCAUAAAGACCACCCGGGUGAAGAAGCCGCUCCUGCUGCUGUACGAUCCCAGGAGGCCGAGGUGGACCGGAACCACCACACCGAAUAAACAUACCGAUUCUCUGCCAUUAAGACCACACAGCCAUGGCGUCUGCUGAACUGAGGGACGAGCUGGUCUGCUCCAUCUGUCUGAACAUUUUUACAGAUCCUGUAACCCUGGGAUGUGGACACAACUUCUGCCGGGGCUGUAUUGAUCAUUUCCUGAAUACACAGGUCAGGGCUCCACACUAUUCCUGCCCUGAAUGUAGAACAGUGUUUCAUUGGCGGCCUGAACUGCAGAGGAACAGAAAUCUGCAUAAUGUAGCAGAACAUUUCCGGUCUUCUCAGCCACCUCAGGAGGAGGUCACCAGGAUCUGCUGCACUUACUGUGUGGAUUCUCCUGUACCUGCUGUAAAGUCCUGUCUGCACUGUGAGACUUCUCUAUGUGAUGAUCACCUGAAAGUUCACAGUAAGUCACCAGAACACGUCCUGACUGAUCCCAGCACUUCCCUGGAGAACAGGAAAUGUUCUGUCCAUAAGAAAAUUCUGGAAUAUUACUGCACUGAGGAUGAUGCUUAUAUCUGUGCCUCCUGUCUGAUUGAAGAACACAGUGGACAUAAGAUUCUGUCUCUAAAAGAGACAUCUGAGAAAAAAAAGAGUAAAAUGAGAAAAGUUCUGCAGAACCUGACCACAAAGAAACAGCAGACUGAGGUGAGGGUCCAGAGUCUGCAAAAACGCAAGAGAAUAGCGCAAAGAAAAGCAACUGGAAGAGCCGAAAGAGUCACUCCCCAGUUUAUAGCCUUCAGGAAUCUGGUGGACAACCUGGAGAUGAGGGUCCGGAAUGAGCUCUCCAGGCAGAAAGAACAGCCAUUACUAUCUCAUACGAUCGAGCAGCUUGAAAGAAAGAAGGACGAGCUGUCCAGGAAGAUGAGACACAUUGAGGAGCUGUGUAACAUGGCGGAUCCACUGACUGUCUUACAGGAUCCAGACACAGGUGACUUGUGUGAUCCUGAGGAGGAAGGAGGAGGCGAUGAGGAUGCAGGGGGACAUAAGACACAUGAUGUAGAUGGGGAGGUGCUUACAAGGAUGUUACAUGUAGGUAUCGUGGAUAUGAUAACAUAUCUACAGACCAUUUCACCUUCAAUUGAACAAAAGAGGAAGCGCCACCGCGGAGAUCAAUCUUCCCUUAGUCACACACAAGGUUCACCUGUGUCGGGUACAGAAUAUGAAGGCAAUAGUGUCAUAGUCAGGACUGGGGGUUUCGAAGGGCAGGGAACAGCAGCAGGAGAAGGGAUCUAUGGGCAGGGUCCGGUAGAUAUAUUACUAGAUGUAAACACGGCUGCAAAUGAUAUUCUUUUAUCAGAUGACCUAAAAAAUGCAACCUGGACAGAUACAAACCAGAAUCGUCCAGAAACAGCAGAGCGAUUUCAGUAUUCUCAGGUGAUGAGCAGCCAGAAAUUUACCUCAGGUCGACAUUAUUGGGACUUGGAGGUCAGUAGCUCAGGGGUGUGGAGGGUGGGGAUGUGUUAUCCCAGUAUAGACAGGAGGGGAGGUCAGUCACUCAUCGGACACAAUAAAAAGUCCUGGUGUUUGUGGGGAGGGGAGGUGAAUACUCAGGAGUGUUCAGUGAUGCAUAACGGUAAGGAGGUCGAGUUACCUCACCAGAUCUGCAGUGAUAGAGUAAGGAUCUGUCUGGAUUAUGAGGUCGGAGAGCUGUCGUUUUAUGAGAUACGUGACACUUUCCUUCACAUACACACCUACAAGACCACUUUCGUUGAGCCCCUUCAUGCUGCAUUAUAUGUAUAUGAGAGUUCUGUAAAGAAAAUGGAGAGCAGCAGCUAUGAGGAGCUAUUUAUCCGAUUCACCCCUGCCCCCUACAUUCAGAAUUCAAAUACUGCUGUUACUGUGGCCUGGUGGACCACAACAGUAAUAGAGCAAAGACUGGAUAUAGCUCUGGAUAUUGACGUUGAAGACACGGCACCAUUUUCUUUUGUCACCACCAUGCUGCUGAAGUCCUGGACACUCGAUGUGCUGCUUGUGCCUGGAGAUGCUCUUGGGUGCCUCGUCCUUCUCACAUCUGGGACUUUGGUGGAUGCAAAGGUGUCCCUGCUUCGCUGCAAGUCCAAUGAGAAAUCAGAGAAAAUGGACACCUUAACAUUGUUGGAGAGGUGUCCCUUGUGCUGCUGCAGCCUGAGAGUAUGUGUUUGCUGCAGCAUGGCCAGCGCCAUCUUGCUUUUCAGUGCAGGGGAAAUCUUGCAGCCUCUCUACCACAGAACGGUCCUAUCCCAGAUGCUGAUCGGGUUUAGGCGGCAUAUUGCGGCUACUGGAGCUGGUUACGGGUUUCAAGGAAUACAGGAUACUGUGCAGGAGAGCUGGCACACCAGAAGAGACAGGAAGAGGAGGACGAAGAUGAUGACCAUAUACUACAAAGAAGGAUGUCCUCGUAGACUCAGAAUCUUUGUGAUUGUAAGAGAACUCGGCCCAAGAGUAUUUCCUCUCAGCAGGCGAAAAGGUCUUGGAGAAGAAACCACAGGUUACAGUCUUGCUCUUGGAGGAUUUUUGAUUCAGGAUGGUGCCAGCUCCUACGGACGAUGUGUCCACUUCCAAAUAGAAAGGUUUCUCUGGAUCAGUCUUGUAGAUACUGAAGACAUGGCGUCUGCAGAUCUGAGAGACGAACUGCGCUGCUCCAUCUGCCUGAACAUCUUUACAGAUCCUGUAACCCUGACGUGUGGACACAACUUCUGCCAGGCUUGUAUUGAUAAUUGCCUGUAUACACAGCGAGCCUCUCGGGCCUCUCGGGCUUAUUCCUGUCCUCAGUGUAGAGCAAAGUUUCCUGUGCGGCCUGCACUGAUAAAGAACAUAACAUUACAGAAUGUAGCAGAACGUUUCCUAUCUAGUCAGGAGGAGAUCACCGGGAUCUGCUGCACUUAUUGUAUUUACUCUCCUGUACGUGCUGUGAAGUCCUGUCUGCACUGUGAGGCCUCUCUGUGCGAUGACCAUCUGAGAGUUCACAGUAAGGAAGCAGAACAUGUCCUAAUAGAACCCAGCAAUUCCCUGCAGAAUAGGAAAUGUUCUGUGCAUAAGAAAAUCCUGGAAUAUUAUUGCACUGAGGACGCUACUUGUAUUUGUGUGUCCUGCUGUCUGAUUGGAGAACACAGUGGACAUAAGAUGGAGUCUCUAGAAGAGACUGCUGAGAAUAAGAAAAACAAAAUGAGAAACUUUUUGCAGAGACUGGUCACAAAAAGAGAGAAGACUGAGGAAAAAGUCAAGAAUCUGAAGGAGCGAAAGAAAAAAGCUCAAGAGAAAGCAGCAGGAGAAACAGAGAGAGUCACUGCCCUGUUUUUACACGUCAGGCGACGACUGGACGACCUGGAGAAGAAGGUCCUGAGUGAGAUCUCCAGGCAAGAAAAGGAAAAGUCACUGUCACUGUUUGUUCUGAUCCAUCAGCUGGAAAUAAAGAAGGACGAGCUGUCCAGGAAGAUGAGACACAUUGAGGAGCUGUGUAACAUGACGGAUCCACUGACUGUCUUACAGGAACCAGACACAGGUGACUUGUGUGAUCCUGAGGAGGGGGGAGGUGAUGAGGACACAGAGGGACAUAAGUUACAUGAUGUAGAUGUCUUUGGAAUUACAGGGAUGUUACAUGAAGGUUUUUCUGAUAUAAUGACAUAUCUACAGACCAUCUCACCUGCAAAACCAGGAAACAAGCGGAAACGCCAUGACAGGGACGAAUCCCCACCCAGUCACACACAAACCUCACCUGUGUCAGGUAUAGAACAUGGGAGUGAUAACGUGAAAGUCAGAUCUGGGGUUGUUCAAGGGCAGGAAACUGCAGCAGAAGGGAUGUAUGGGCAGGGUCCUGCAGACAUAUUACUAGAUGAGAACACGGCUGGAAAUUCUCUUCUUAUAUCAGACGACCUAAAAACUGCAACCAGGGCACAAGAGAAGCAGAAUCGUCCAAAAACAGAAGACAGGUUCCAUGGUUAUCAGGUGAUGAGCAGCAGUAGAUUUUCUUCAGGACGACAUUACUGGGAUGUGGAGAUCAGUAUAUCAAGGACUUGGAUAGUGGGGAUGUGUUAUCCCAGUAUAGACAGACAGAGAGGUCACUCAUGCAUUGGACAUAAUAACAAGUCCUGGGGUUUGUGGGGAGGACAGAUGUAUAAUAAUGAGUGUUUAGUAAUACAUGACAAUACAGAGUUCCUGCUACCUCACCAAAUUACCAGUAAUAGAGUCAGGAUCUGUCUGGAUUAUGAGGCUGGGGAGCUGUCCUUUUAUGAGCUGUGUGACCCCAUCAUUCACAUAUACACCUUUACCGCCACCUUCACCGAGCCCCUUCAUGCUGCAUUAUAUCUAUGUGAUGGUUCAAUAAAGAUAUUAGGGGGAGGAGCAGCUGUGAUGACCAUUCAUUGAAGAAGUCAACCCGGAGCAGAAUCUGAUUGGUGGAGCAUUUAUUCUAUAGGAUAUCUCAUAGGAAGAACCAGAAGAGCGUGUUGGAAUUAAACAAGACAUUAAUGACAAUAAAGUACUGUAUAUUAAAGAAAAAAUAUAUAAAAACAGACACACGGUUAUUUAUCAAGCUUCAAAAGUUAUAAGUUUGAAUCUUCAACAAUAGGGCAUUUUAGAGAACAAAAGUUUUAAUUUCCAGACAGAAUAAUGGUUGGGAGAGAACUGAUGGCUGACUUUCUAGAACUGAUAUAUGUACGUAGGUUUGUGACAUAUGUUCUAGCUUCAGCAGUAUUAUAUUGAUUUUGCACAUAAUUAGAUUUAGAAACCUCUUUAUACUUCACAGACACAAGUCUGAGACCACUGUUAAAUUGGGAUUGAAUAUGCAUUUUCCCACAAUUUUUGGGGUGUAAAACUAAAUACACAUACACAUUUACAUGUUGAUUUGGUAUUCAGUGUUAACCAGAUCAACCAUUACAAUGUUCUUUAUUAUAUCUCCAUUGCUAAAGCCUGGAUUUUUUGUGUUUAUAAUAAAGUUUUGACCGAAUAUUUCAA